Sinocyclocheilus rhinocerous is the source of this 1992-nucleotide messenger RNA. RefSeq names its product carbohydrate sulfotransferase 6-like. Lineage: Eukaryota; Metazoa; Chordata; Actinopteri; Cypriniformes; Cyprinidae. Gene Ontology annotation, molecular function: N-acetylglucosamine 6-O-sulfotransferase activity. The transcript has 3 exons. Gene Ontology annotation, cellular component: Golgi membrane. The record is from RefSeq and is a predicted model, not a curated record. The coding region runs from base 216 to 1418 and encodes 400 amino acids. Gene Ontology annotation, biological process: N-acetylglucosamine metabolic process; carbohydrate metabolic process; sulfur compound metabolic process.
CCCGGAUAAAGCUAGGAAUAGGAGACAAAGCGUCCACUCUGAGAAGUUCAUGUCGUCUCGCAGAAGGCUGCUCACUGUGGAGCCCCGCCCACCGCCUGCCAAUCACUCUUAAAGGCCACGUCUCAAAGCUUCUCACAUCCAGAGUUUUACAGCAGAAGCCCUUCAUCUCUGAAUGCGAACGCAUUGCUGAGCAGGAGGUGAAUAAAGCAGGCAGUAUGCUGCGCUGGAGAGUGUCGAAGCCCACUGUGCUGAGUCUCGUGUUAAUCCAGGCGGCUGCAGUGGUGCUUCUGUACGGCUGGUUCAUCCGUCCGCCGUCUCCAAACACUGCUGCGUCCGAGGGCAAGGUGCAUGUGCUGCUGCUGUCCUCGUGGAGAUCCGGCUCCUCGUUCCUGGGCCAGGUGUUCAACCAGCAUCCGGACGUCUUUUACCUGAUGGAGCCCGGCUGGCACGUGUGGACGUCUAUGCAGCAGGCCGGCGCGCGCAGCUUGCGGAUGGCGGUGCGCGAUAUGAUUCGCAGCGUGUUUCAGUGCGACAUGUCGGUGAUGGACGCUUACAUGCCCCAGCCGCGCAACGUCUCCAACCUCUUCAUGUGGAGCCACAGCCGCGCACUCUGCUCUCCGCCCGCUUGUUUUCUCAUGGCGCGCGACGAGAUCAGCAAAGAGCAAGACUGCAAGCUGCACUGCGACUCGCAGGGUUUGAAGCUCACCGAGGCGGCGUGUCGGACUUACAGCCAUGUGGUGCUAAAAGAGGUGCGCUUCUUCGAGUUGGAGUCGCUGUAUCCGCUUUUGCGCGACCCGAGUUUGGAUCUGCGCAUCAUCCAUCUGGUUCGCGAUCCUCGAGCGGUGCUUCGUUCCCGUGAGCAGUCGGUCAAAGCCCUGGUCAAAGACAACGCUAUAGUCCUGGAGCAGGCUAAUGUCCCAGAAAAGGAUAAGUCUUAUCAGGUCUUGCAGGAGGUUUGUCGCAGCCACGUGCGAAUUUAUGAAACCGCCACGUUAAAGCCGCCCGAUUUCCUAAGAGGGCGCUAUAAGAUGGUGCGUUAUGAGGAUCUAGUGCGCAACACGCUGGCCGAGAUCGAAGCCAUGUACGAGUUUGUGGGUUUGGAGAUGACCGAAGGUUUGCAGGAGUGGAUCUACCGCAUCACGCACGGGAAGGGCAAGGGAACGAAGAAGGAGGCCUUCAAGAUCACCUCGCGAAACGCCGAGGAUGUCUCCCUGGCUUGGCGAACCACCUUACCGUUUGAGAAAGUGCAGCGCAUCCAGGAGGUCUGCAAAGGAGCCAUGACUCUGCUGGGAUACAAGACGGUGGACAGUGAGAAAGAGCAGAAGCUGCUGGAUUUAGACGUGAUGACCCCGCGAGAGCGCUAUCAGUUCAGCUGGCUGCCCUCGAAAAGCACGACCGCGAAAGUAUCAAAAGCAUAAAGACCUAAGAACGGUGGCGUUUGCCCUUCGGUUUUGUUCUUGUUCGCUUCAUACAAAAGGACAGUCGAACUUGAGUGUCCCAUUGAGCUGCAGAGAACGGGACACUAGAGCAAUAAAGCGCUGUUCUCUUCCUUAACACAGCUUUUAACACUGGAUGCUGUUUUUGAAGAAAUUAUGGUCCAAUAAUGGAAUUCAAGAUGUAUUUAUUGACACAGAAACUAUUAUGGUGGUUUUUGUUUACGAAAAGAACAUUGCAUUUCAAAUUGACGUUGUAGGGUUGAAUCGGAUUGACCAGUUCAGAGCAGUUACGCAGUGUGGUGGCAGAAAAACACUGGUAACAAGUGGAGGGAAACGGGUAAAAUCCACCCAAUAAGAGGAAAAAAUGUAUCGUUGUGCCUUUGGAUGUCAGAAUUGGAAUGCAAAUCAUUUUUAUAGAAUACAAAGAUGCCAUUUGAAACUAAACGCAGACGUUUGAAUGGACCGACUGUUGAUGAAAACUGCUAAGAUUACUCUACUUUUAAAGCGUAAAUUUGAUUUAAACCAUAGAUCUACAUAAUAUUCACAUAUGCAGUUC